AUUCAUCACCAAAUCCUCAAGCAUUUGUGAGCGUGUACGCUCUUGCAUGCGUGCAAAUUUCGGUGCCGAAUAUGAGGCACGUUCACCAUUGACGAUUUUCGUGAGUAGCCAUUCGCUGUAAAGAGAAAAACGCGCGCGAGUGAAUGAAAAAAGUGUGGCAAAUAAAUGUAAAAUGUGUUUAAAAGUGCUAGUGUAAAUUCAGUGUUCAGUGAAAAUGUGAAAUUGUGAAAAUUCGUAAGUGUUAGGCUACUCACCGAAACAUUGUACCCUUUUCGAACACUGACUGCUCCCAGAGGUAUGGCUUGUAGGCGCCGACUUCAUCGCGCGUCACCACCGAAACCUCAUAACGUGUGGGUUUGUGUUUGAUGCGAGCCGAGACGCAAACCUGAUGUGUGAAUUGGAUGAAAUAAGCGCGUGGGAGUUAGAGCGAGAGAGCGUACUCAAGCAGCUGUUUAGUGUGUGAGUGUAUAAGUGAAGAAAAUAUAAGUGGUAUCACUGCGUGUGACAGCGUAGUGUUUGUGUUGCUAAAAAAAAAAGUUGUGUAUGACACUUUUUUAUAUUUGGUGAUAUGUGGCAAUCUGAUACGCUUGUGUGAAGCUGAAAGCAGUCAAAGCACCGGAUAAAAUUUUGAAAUGCAACCCAUGCGCUUUGCAAUAUGGAAUUGUAAGAACCGCUGCAGCAACGUCAGUAUAAUUGAAUUCUUCAAAAAUGCAGUAAAGCGGUUUUGCUCCUGUGAGUUUGUGUGGCGAAAUACCCAUUGUCUGUUGUCAGGGCGUCUACGCCCACACAAUGGCCUUUCUCUUCGAACCAUUUCAGGCCGAUGACCAAUAUUUGCGCGAAUUCCUUUCACAUCUUUAUCUCAAUUGCAUAGUACGCUAUCAAAAUGAGACCGGCUCGGCAGUCAAUGAUACGGACGAUGACGCCAACUACAUUGGCGUGCCGCGUUACCUCGAAGAGGCCGUGCUCAACGAAGGCAGCAUAGACUUGUCGAAUGUGGACGAAGCGCAAGCGGAACAAAAUGAACUCUUCGCCUACAUCUCCAAGCAUAGCUUAAAACCACCGCCAACAACAACAACAGCAGCGUCACGCACUAGCAAGAAUAACAGUACAUUUCAGAGCAACUACAAUGGGAGCAACAUAAACGAGACGUACCCAUAUAUCAGCAACAUUAUUGUCACUUCAACACCUACAACAAAUGCCAACGCUUCUGCAAAUGGCACUUCGUCGAUUUCUUCCGCAACUUCUUCGCCGGUCACAUCACCCACGGCUGCUGGCUCACCGCCGCUGCGCUUUUGCCCUUUGCGCUUCGAUGGCUACCUCUGCUGGCCGCGCACCCCCGCCGGCACUGUGCUCAGUCAAUAUUGUCCGGAUUUUGUGGAGGGCUUCAAUCGCAAAUUUCUGGCGCAUAAAACUUGUCUGGAGAACGGCACCUGGUAUCAUCAUCCUGUAAGCGGACGUGAAUGGUCCAACUACACCAAUUGCAUUGAUUACGAUGACUUGCAGUUCCGCAGUUUUGUCAACGAGCUGUACGUGAAAGGCUACAUCGUUUCCUUAAUCGCAUUACUACUCUCACUCGUCAUAUUCCUCGGCUUCAAAUCCUUGCGCUGCACACGCAUACGCAUACACGUGCACCUGUUCGCCUCGCUGGCAUUCACUUGCAUCGCCUGGAUACUCUGGUAUAAAUUUGUGGUCGAACAACCGGAUCUAAUAGGCAAUAAUCCGCCCUGGUGCAUAAUUCUACACCUGGUCGUGCACUAUUUUAUGCUGGUCAAUUACUUUUGGAUGUUUUGUGAAGGGCUGCAUUUGCAUUUGGUGUUAGUGGUGGUCUUUGUUAAGGACACCAUUGUGAUGCGUUGGUUCAAGCUCUUCGCCUGGAUGUUACCCAUACUUGUGCUGAUGGCUUAUGGCGCGGCAAGGUUUUUACACACCGACGAUAAUACACACUGCUGGAUGGACGACAGUCUGCUGCUUUGGAUCCUGUCUGUGCCCAUUUGUGCAUCGCUCUUGGCUAGUUUCGUUUUUCUCAUCAAUGUUUUGCGCGUCAUUGUGCGCAAGUUGCAUCCGCAGUCGGCGCAGCCGGCACCGCUGGCCAUAAGGAAAGCAGUGCGCGCUACAAUAAUAUUGAUACCGCUAUUUGGCUUGCAACACUCACUGCUCCCGUACCGCCCCGACACUGGCACACCACUGGAACGCUUCUACCAAAUACUCUCCGUGAUAUUGGUGAGCCUGCAGGGCUUUGUCGUCUCCUUUCUCUUUUGCUUUGCCAAUCACGAUGUCACGUUCGCCAUACGCACGCUCUUGAAUCGGCUGAUGCCCGCUUUGGUCUCACCACCACCACCAGGCACACAUACCGGACAAAUGGCAACAACAACACCAAGUCGCGAGCUGGGCGUGUAAGUGCAGGGAGCUGCGGAAGGAACGAGCCCGGAGAAUGACGAGUAGCGGAUAAAAAGCAAAGAAGCUUAGCUUUAGCUAGUGGAGGUGAAUCAGAGCGCAGCCACAAAGGCGUUAGAACCACCAAACUAUCGAUUUCUAUGGAGGACCGCAAAUCAUUGAUUUUAAAAUGCUUCAAAUUUAUAAAAUUUAUAAAAUUUAAUCUCCUGGAGAACCAAAUUGUGCAGGAAGAAGUCAUGUACAACUCACAACAACAAAAGUACACACUAGAAACAUUUAAAAACCGAAAAUUAAUGCUAAAGUGAACGUAAAGAAGUAUUUAGCGGCCAAUGUAGCCGAGCAAAUGUACUACAACAAAAUACCAAAUGAGAUUGCAUAUAUGUACUAUAUAAGCAUGUAAUAUAUAUAUUUA
Molecule: messenger RNA, 2806 nt
Organism: Bactrocera latifrons
Lineage: Eukaryota; Metazoa; Arthropoda; Insecta; Diptera; Tephritidae
Gene: hec
Product: calcitonin gene-related peptide type 1 receptor
Biological process (GO): cell surface receptor signaling pathway; adenylate cyclase-modulating G protein-coupled receptor signaling pathway
Cellular component (GO): plasma membrane
Molecular function (GO): calcitonin receptor activity
Source: RefSeq, a predicted model, not a curated record